Molecule: messenger RNA, 4352 nt
Organism: Myripristis murdjan (pinecone soldierfish)
Lineage: Eukaryota; Metazoa; Chordata; Actinopteri; Holocentriformes; Holocentridae
Gene: vkorc1l1
Product: vitamin K epoxide reductase complex, subunit 1-like 1
Exons: 3
Coding region: 82-612 (176 amino acids)
Biological process (GO): vitamin K metabolic process; peptidyl-glutamic acid carboxylation
Molecular function (GO): vitamin-K-epoxide reductase (warfarin-sensitive) activity
Source: RefSeq, a predicted model, not a curated record
CACGUCCUGACGCUCUCCACGUCGCAGCUCGGUCCCUAAUGCUAAGUAGCUGCGUGUGCGUGUCUCCAGCUAGGCCAGAGAAUGAUGGCGGCGCCCGUCCUGAGAGUAUCCACCCCUCGAUGGGAAAGAAUAGCUAGGCUUCUCGUCUGCCUAUUAGGCAUCAUAUUGUCUUUAUAUGCUUUUCACGUUGAGAGGGAAAAGGCUCGGGACUCGAGUUAUCGGGCUAUGUGCGACGUCAGCAGCUCCAUCAGCUGUUCAAAAGUCUUCAGCUCAAGGUGGGGUCGAGGAUUUGGACUCUUGGGCUCAAUUUUUGGAAAUGACAGCGCACUGAACCAGCCAAACAGUGUCUACGGGAUUGUCUUUUACGCCUUUCAGCUCCUACUAGGAAUGACUGUCAGUGCAAUGGCUGCCCUUAUUCUCAUGACGACGUCCAUCUUAUCGGUGGUGGGUUCGCUCUACCUGGGCUACAUCCUCUACUUUGUCCUAAAGGACUUCUGCAUCAUCUGCAUCACCACAUAUGCGCUGAACUUCAUUCUCUUUAUCCUCAACUACAAGCGACUGGUUUACUUGAAUGAGGCCUGGAAACAGCAGCUCCAAGCCAAGCAGGACUAAGCUGUCAAGAAGGCAAGAAAAAAAUGACAAAAAAAAGAAAAGAAAUGUGACCUCUGAACAUUUGACUUGCCACCAGGAGACCUUGCUUCCAAACAAUGUUUAUUCUGCUGUGUGUUCAAAAACAAACAAAAACAAAAAAAACAAAAAAGAAACGAAGAAAUUUAACUUAAUGUUGGGCCUGACAUCUCAAUGUUGAUUGCAAACACGGAAGGAUUUGUCAGUGAAAGAAUUUUGUUUUCUUUUUCAUUUGUUUUUCAUUUUUUAACAUUGUACUCACUUCAGGAAUGGGCUGGCUAUGUGUGUGGGGAAGUACAUCAACCCAAGCAAGCAGAGGCAGAGGUCCACAAAAUAGAAGAUGGAGGACAGCCCUCUUGUGAACAAAAAGGAUCGGAAAAUGGAAGAAAAAUGGGACAUAAAAGGGGCUUACUUGAAAUGGUUAGAAAGGUCCUAUCACUGCACAGUGGAUCUACACUAAAACCUGAGCGGAACUGAAUAAUUGGUCCGAAAAGUAGUAAUACACCAUCAUUAGAUUAUAAUGCCAUAUGCAGGUAUGGUUCUAAGGGAGGGCGGGGGCAGAUGAUUAACAUUUAUAAAGAAUAGUGUUUUUUUUCUCCAUGUUUACACUUUAUAGCACAUUUGUUUUAAGAGGACCACUAAAAUUAAACAUGGGAGAAUGUGAGAAAUUGUGUUUAGAUCAGUCAGAUUAUUGUUUCUCUUUUGCAAUUCUGUAAAUAGCUGCUGAGCAAUAUUCCAGGCUAGAUUGUCAUUUAGUGUUGACAUAGACUUUUAAAGAAAAAACCACCAACAAAACAGGAAAAAAGUAGAAGUAAAUGUGGAAAAAAACAAGCGAUUGAGGUCACCGUUUAGGUGAAUAAGUCUGAAGAUGUGCUUGCGGUUUCUGUGAGACAUCUUAACUUCCUGCAGUCCUGGUCAGGCAUGCAGUUCAGAGUUGUGUGGACUUCUUUGUUGUAAGUGGUCACUGUUUCAUCUGCUCUCAGAAGCCAUCAACACAAGAAGUCUUUGAAACAGAACAAUAGGUUCAUAACACCCAAGUCUGUGUAACAACACCCUCACUGUCUUCUUUCUUUUUUUUUUUUGUUACUGUGUGAAAAGCAUUCCUGACCACCACACACAAGUGGGAUCCAUGAAGACUUAUGUGCCUAAAGGAGUGUGAGGAGAAUUACCUUUGUAUUUUUCGGGAAGGAUGUAAUGUCACCUUAACACCCUUUUUGCUUAUUGUGUUAUUGUUUCAGGUCCGAGGCUUUAUUUUUAUGAUCACAAUAUUGUAAACUAAAAUGCCAGUAAAGUGUUUUCUCCCUCACCAACAGAAUUUAAUGAAGUAGCACAGGCUGCUACACUGUGAUUGUCUGCUCAAGGGUUGAGUGGCCUGGUGGCAGUGUCUGUCUUGCAGUUGCAAAUGUUCUAGUUACAUUAAUGCUUGUCUGGCUCAUGUUCACUGUUUGGGCUGGUAUACAUUUGAUGUCAACUAAACGGUAAAGAUGGUCUUGCCAAGUCUAGUUGCAGUUCAUUCGUAGAGUUUGAACAAAAACUUGGAAAAUGUAAUUGUUGACAUUGACAUCAGAAGGUGUAAGGUUAUUUUAACAAGAAACCAAGACAAACUCUUAAGCCAUAUUUUGGUUGCUGAUGGUCAUGUAAGAUGUACCGUUGCAGACACUGAAGCAUUUCAUUAUGAAGCGGUUGAUCUCUAUUUAUUGAAAACCAGUUUUAGAAAGGAAGCAGGCAUGAACUUAAUCUAACUUAGUGAUAGAGAUGUGUAGACAGGCAACAGUAUGGGAAAGGAGACAGUAUUGUCCAAGAUGUGGAGUGGUUCCAGGUAGCUGGAUUUCCCAUUAUCAGCACGAGGGCACCUGGUAAGACCAUUGACUUUUUUCCACCCAGAAUCCAUUGUUUUUGUACAUGUUUGCAAAGUUUCCUACUUUUCAGAUGCAUGGUACAAUGUGUCCUGGCUUCACGUAUAUGUUGGCCAAUGGACAACUGUACACACAUACUGUUAUAGAUACUAUAACAGUAGUAGUAAUAAUAGUAGUAAUAAUCUGUGUGUUGUUCAGGUUUUCUAAAACUUGGUUCAUAGUUUCAAUACUACCACUGCUAGUCUUCACGUCCCUUGACCUGUGUACCCUGGAAUGCAGUUUCUCCUCGACAGAUUUUUUUUUCUGGGGGGAGGAUCUUGUUGAUGGCAACUGUUCAGUGAAUUUUAGUGACAUGUGCUUCUUGUGAUAACGUGUCAAGUCAUCAACUGUAUGAAAAUGGAGAUUGAGAUGGAUCGUGUUAUUUUCCAGGAUAAUGUUGAAUAUUGUCAGCUUUUGCCAUUCUAACAUACGUCUUGCAGUCCUGUAUGGUCUUUGACAGAAUGAACCAGGUAAAUAGUUGCAUUAUCAGUUCUCAGCAUGUCAUCGUUCAUUAAGUUCUCGCUCAAACAGCAUUGCCUUGUUGUGCUUGUAUCAGAUUUUUUUUUUUUUUUUGUUAAAGUCAGUCUCAGAAUGAGACUACCAAUUACACUGUUUUGUCCAUAUCUGGAAAAGCUUGCGCAGCCACAUCUAUCACAUCAGAGACAAGUCUCCCUGGGGUUCUCUUAAAAGGGGUCAAAUUUCUAUUUGCAAAAAUCUGACUUGACUUGCUCAUUUUUGGCAACAACUGUUGGUCCUUUGAGUAUCAACCAUAGAUGUUACUAGUGUAGGUAAUCUAAUGUGAAGUACAUGAUUCCUGUAAUUUGUGAGCCUAUUACACUAGUCACCCGUUCCUUCAAAAGAGAUGGGUCAGGAGGGAUAUUGAGUCAUUCAAGUUAAAACCACCAAGAAAUAUGCAGAAUGUGUUCCUUGGCUGGACAUGCGAUUGCAGCGUUUUUUGUUUUGUUUUGUUUUUCCAUGUCAAAAAGGUUAAAUUAAAAUCAUUACUGCUAUGAUUCGCAACCUGUCUUUAGUAUGACUGUACAGUCAAAUAUUGAAUUAGGCCCUGAGGUAUAUAACUGCCAUGUUUGUUGCAUCACCAAUGCCAUCAAAAGUGCCUUCUGUUUGAUCACUGGGCCUUGAGCCAAAGAAGAGCAACAGUAAAAGCCUUGUAAAAUGAAGAAUGAUAACAGUAAUGGGCAUCCCUGCUUGCCUUCCUUAAGAUGUAGUCUGAUAAUUGGUAAUUCCCAAAGAUUUGCAAUCCAGAUUCAGUGCAAAAAUCCAUUUAGAUAUACCAGACAAAAUGCCCUGUCAAAUCAAUGGCCGUUCCCUUUUUUUUCUCUCCCUUCCUGAACUCCACUAUAUUGUCAUCUUUAUUUUUUUCUAGCUAGGACAUGUUUGUUAGCUAAGAAUACAUUACCUGUUUAAACUACAAGAUUGUAAUGUCCUUUCCCCAUCUCUAAUUAUGCUGUUUAGCUGUAUAGACUGUUAACACUCUGGGUUAUUUUAGUUUUAAAAAAUUGGGGGAGGGGGGUUGGGUGGGGUUGUUGGAGGGCUAGGAAUCCAUGUGUUAGCAUAAAAUGUUAAAUUUCUUUGUGGAGGAAAAUUUCUUAGUUUGCUUCUGUAUUUGCCAAAUAUGUUUUAAAAUGCUGUAUUUUCUUACAUGGAAAAGUGUUACAUGAAUGGUAGGAGUAGGAGGGUGGAGAAAAACAAUCUGAUUAAAUCCAGCUUACCUUAUGGGAAACUGUUGAAAAAGUUGACACGAGAGAACAUUUGAAAUUGUGUCAUUGUCAUGUGGAAAUGAUCUACCAUUAAAACAUUCCCUCUGAAACA